AUGGAUCAACUUAUAUGUGGAUUCUCAUUCUUACUCAAUGUUCUAGAGUUGUUGCUCAAGCCGACUUUGAGCCUUCCUACUACUUCCUGGACCAAUAUUGGUACUACUAGACAUGGAAGCUCUGUCAAUGUCCUGGCCGUCCUUCCUACGCCUCAAUGGUUUGAUAAUACCAGUGGCGUUACAUCCGACACAGUUCUGGUCAGCAAUCCUCCAUCUCAAUGGCCAACCAAUAUCAUAAACGUGACUUCUAUCUUCACAUCAACCCUUAAUUCCCCCUCACAAUGUCAAAGCUUCGUCACUUCAACAACUUUCGGACUCAACACAGACUUCGGUUAUUCGAUUGCGCCCACAAACUCGAGACAACUGAUCAAUAAUCCAAACACUACUACAUUUUCUUUUCACCACCAAACGGUUUCCAGUUUCGGGCACAGUGAGACGGCAACUGUCAACAAUACUAUAGUCAACAUAUCCGUUACACCCCCUGAAUUGGAUCCCGAGACGGAUCCUUGCAUUGCUUUUGAUUCUCCUGACGACGACUAUUAUGAAUUCAUUCUGGUACCUAACACAAAAACGAUUACACUUGCUAGCAAUAUAACACACACCCCAAUACCAGAGUUUACUUCUACAACUUAUUAUCCACCUGGGACAUCACCAGCGUAUGAGAUACCAUCAUUACCAUUCGGUAAUGAAACCGACCCGAACCAGAUAGAGUCAAAUGAAACAAGUAUAAGAGAAUAUUUGUCACUGUCGCCAUUAGCGCCUGCCGGUAUUUCACAGUCAAGGACGAUGACCGUUGUUGUUACAAGCAAGAACCCACAGGUUGUUUUUGCCUCUUAUACUCCACCGCGUUUUCCGGGAAUCCCAGUAACAAAAAUUGGCAAGCCAUCUGCACCAACUUUUACGUCAACUUCUACGCCAGGUCCUACGGUUAAAGCAACCCACCCUGAAUUAAACAGUGUAGGGAAUCCCGAUGCAGGAUCUAACAUUGAUUCCGGAUCACCUUCGAUUUCUACGAGUAAUUCGCCUAUAACUAUUAAGCAAAAGGGGCACAUGUUUACAGUCAAUUCAUCUCAAGUGAUAGGGCCAGGAACAACAAUCACAUUAUCAAGUUCAUAUGGAGUAAUUAAAUCCAUCAACCCAGCGGCAAUGAGUAUGCAGCCACAACCAAUUCCAACUCCAGCUUCCAAGGCAGGUAUUCCUGGGAUAUCGACAACUCUGACUACUGAUUCAGGGGAUUCAGAGGCAAAUAGUAUGCAGUCACAACCGAGUCCAACUCUUGCUUCAGGGGCAGAUACUCCUGGUACAUCACCAAUUCUAACUACCAACUCGGGGGCAGCCCGGGCAGGUAGCCCUAGGACCUCACCAACUCUGACUGCCAGUUCAGGAGGUGUGGAUAUCGAAAUGUCAGAAAUCUCAACUGUAAUGGAUAAUAUUUCGGUACAACUGGGAAAAUCCAUUGCCGUUGUGAAUGGCAAGACCUAUUCAGUAGGUUUGGGAGCUCCUCAGGUAGUGACUGUGAUAAACACCCAGACAGUCACUAUUGGUAUUGCCGGAGUCGAAUUUGGCCAUACGACUCUUGCUCCUCUAGUUUUUGAACCUACAAAACACGUGAUAAUUGGUGGUGAGCCCAUAAGUGUUGGAAAAUCAUUGGCAUAUAUUGGAUCUUCAACGUUUACUUACGGGUCAGGAUUGGCCAUUCAAACUGAUGUAUUCAAUGGACAAACAAUACGCAUCUACCCUAGUGUAGUGGUCUUUGCUCGAACGACUUUAGAAGGUAACUCAAGAUCCGGAAAUCAAAUUGGAAUAGUUGGUGGUCUCUCGGUUACGGAAGUAGGCUCAUCAAUCGCAAUCAUAUCUAGCAUUACGUUCAAUAUUGGACCGGGUGUUACUCCUACCAAGACAGUGAUCAGUGGGGAAAUUUCAGAUGUCACAUUCACGCAAAUUGGAUCAAGCCUAGCAGUUAUAGAUGGAACAACCUUUGCUUUUGGACUGGGCGCAAUACCUACUAGUCAUACUUUCAAUCAACAAACUAUAAAAAUUGGAAGUAAUGGCGUUGAGUUCGCAAAGACAACAUUUAUAGGUGUCUCUGGAUCAUCCUCAACGCAGGCUAUGUCUACAAGUACAAGUGAAGGAUUGAAGUUCCAAACUACAGGCGAAGACUCGACACACGCGUCUACAUAUGCAGCAGCGACAUCUACAGAUCAAGGAAGUGACGCUGGGAGGAUCAACGCACCAUUCGAAAUAUACGCAUGCAUCACUCUUGGUCUCAUUAUGAUAAUGACUCGAUUGAAAGAUGAGAUAAAGUUUUAA
This is a messenger RNA of Botrytis porri, 2310 nucleotides long. RefSeq lists its product as uncharacterized. The transcript has 4 exons. The coding region runs from base 1 to 2310 and encodes 769 amino acids. Lineage: Eukaryota; Fungi; Ascomycota; Leotiomycetes; Helotiales; Sclerotiniaceae. The record is from RefSeq and is a predicted model, not a curated record.